This is a messenger RNA of Erigeron canadensis, 2617 nucleotides long. RefSeq lists its product as uncharacterized. The transcript has 12 exons. Gene Ontology annotation, molecular function: RNA binding; ubiquitin-protein transferase activity. Gene Ontology annotation, cellular component: CCR4-NOT complex. Gene Ontology annotation, biological process: protein ubiquitination. The record is from RefSeq and is a predicted model, not a curated record. The coding region runs from base 111 to 2549 and encodes 812 amino acids. NCBI's taxonomy places the organism in Eukaryota, Viridiplantae, Streptophyta, Magnoliopsida, Asterales, Asteraceae.
UCAAUUCUUUGUGCCGUACUUUUCCACACAAACUCCCCCCCCAAACAAAUCCAUCAUUCUUUCUUUCUUUCAAUUAUAAUAAUAAUUUAAUUAAUCUUUCACUAGGAAAUAUGAGUAAUGAAGAAGAGAAGAGAUGUCCUUUGUGUGCCGAAGAGAUGGAUUGGACUGAUUUACAGCUAAAGCCCUGCAAAUGUGGUUACGAGGUGUGUGUUUGGUGUUGGCAUCACAUAAUGGACAUGGCAGAGAAGGAGGCUACAGAGGGGCGGUGUCCUGCCUGUCGCACACCUUAUGAUAAGGAUAGAAUUGUUGGGUUGGAAUCAAAUUUUCAAAGGAUUGCUGCCAAUAGUUCUUGCCGAAAACAAAAGCAGCCAAAGGCAAAGCAAAAACCAAAUGAAGGAAAGAGGGACCUUAGCAAUAUUCGAGUGAUUCAGCGAAGAAUGGCCUAUAUCAUUGGGCUGCCUCUUAGUCUAGCUGAUGAAGAUUUAUUGCGGAAAAAAGAUUAUUUUGGCCAAUAUGGAAAAGUUACCAAGGUUGCUCUCUCUCGAACCGCUGGUGGGACUGUUCAACAGUUUGUCAAUGAUACUUGUAGUGUAUAUAUUACAUACUCUAAAGAGGAAGAAGCAGUGAGGUGUAUACAAUCUGUGCAUGGCUAUGUGCUGGAUGGUAGGUUUUUAAGAGCAUCAUUUGGAACAGCAAAAUAUUGCCAUGCAUGGUUACGGAAUAUGCCCUGCAACAAUAUUGGUUGUUUAUAUUUGCAUAGUAUUGGUGCCGUAGAAGAUAGUUUUGGCAAAGAUGAAAUAGCUGCAGUUCAUACUAGGAAUAGAGUUCAGGAAAUUGUUGGCUCCACCCAGUAUCUGCAUAAACGCUCUGGAAGUAUGUUGCCUCCACCGGUAGAUGAACGCGUGAAUAACUGCAGUGCUUUGGCUGAGGAACCUGUUAUUAGCAAUGGUUUAAAAGAUGCAGCCUAUGCUGCAGCUGUUUCUGGUCAUCACAAAGACGGGGUAGUUAGAUCAUCUAAACAUAUGACAAGUUUUGUAGAUAUUGUUGGAAGGCCGUGUCAUUCAGGUUCAGAUAAAGAUGUGAGCUCGGUAGAAGGACAGAUACUAAACUUAUGUUCUGAUAUGUCUUCUGUAUGUAUGGAUAGGAAUAAUCAUGAUAAAGCUGAAGGUUCAGAUUUAGGGUCGUCGAAACCAUCAAGUCCUGAACAAUCUGUCAAUGGAAUGCUCAGUAGCAAACUAUAUAGUGAGCCCUUUAGGGAAGCUAAUAAUCUAGCUGAUCUAGCACCUAAGGACACUAACAUAACAGAAGCAGAAUCUGAUUUGGCAUUAGAUUCACGAGCAUCAAUAAAUCCGUUUUAUCCAGCUGAAGUUGUUAAGAAUUAUAAUGACCAUGCCCGGUGGCGGAUGGAUUCUUGUACUCGGAAUAAUGUAAAUAGUGAUUCAGAUAAAUGCUUUGAUCAGUCUAAAUGUACAAAUUCUGUAUUAAGUGAUGGAUACAAUGAAAAAGGAUUUCUAAAUUUGUCUACGUCAGAUAGGGUAUAUAGAGGCUCUAAAUCGUUUUCUAAUGAAGAAAUAGUAGAGCACUUGAGACGGCUUGAUAAUGACAGUCCUGUGAAUGAUGACGAAAAUUCUGCUGCUGUGGAAAGCAGUAUAAUAUCAAAUAUAUUGUCCAUGGAUUUUGAUGAGGGUGAUGAUUCAGUCUUGCCUCAAACGGUAGCUGGAUUGUUUGAUGGGAAAGAUGAGCAACAUGGUUCUUCAUGGAACUUCCAAAAUAGUGAUCAAUCAAGAUUUUUGUUUGCAAAUGAACAGGGUCAUGUUAAUCAAGAGUUGGGGUUUUCUGUUCUUCAAGAUUCUAGGGAGAACCGGGACAGUAUAUAUAAGCCACAGUAUCAGGCAUCCAAAGCUCAGAACGUGACACCUCCAGGAUUCACUAACCCUCCUCCCGGGUUUUCCUCAAGCAUGAAAACUGAGCAAGUUGUUUCUGCGAGUUCUGGAAGUUAUAUGAUGAAUUCUUUGUCAAACAAUCAGUAUGGUAUGCCAUCAAUAGGGAAUCAUCACAACAAUAGCAAUGAUCUUAUCGAUCCUGCUAUAAUGGUUGUUGGAAGAGGCAAAUCAUUGUCUUUUGACAUGCAGUCGAGCACAUUCAAAGAUGAGACAAAACUCUGGCUCUUGAUGCAACAACAAUCUGCAUCUGCCACACAGCAUCAUCAUAAUGAGCCUAAAUUUUCCCAAACCUCCUUUAUGCAACAACACCACACACCCCAGUCUCCUUAUUCACGGAAUGGUUAUUAUGGCGAAUUCACUUCCAGGCUUGUGGAUCAACACCAACAGAGCUACACCCAACAACAAUACUCACAACCUAAGUUUGCAAAUGGUCAUAUCUCAAAUGGGUAUCAGCAGCUGCAUCCGGAUGGGGCUCAACAAUACAGUAGAAGUGAUGUGGGCUUGCCAGAACAAAUUCAGAAGAAUGAGAGAUUAGGGUUGUAUGGUGACUAUUUGUUCCAGAUGCCAAGUUCUGGUGAUGUAUACACUCGGGUACUUGGAAUGUAAAUUACUCACCUUCUUAAGUUAUCUGGUUUGGUGAUAUGAAAUGGAAAGAACUUCUAGGUUUUUUGUCA